Molecule: messenger RNA, 6917 nt
Organism: Bombyx mandarina (wild silkworm)
Lineage: Eukaryota; Metazoa; Arthropoda; Insecta; Lepidoptera; Bombycidae
Gene: Uggt
Product: UDP-glucose-glycoprotein glucosyltransferase
Biological process (GO): ERAD pathway
Cellular component (GO): endoplasmic reticulum
Molecular function (GO): UDP-glucose:glycoprotein glucosyltransferase activity
Source: RefSeq, a predicted model, not a curated record
UUGUUUCCAACAGGGCUCGAUUAAACAGGACACGAAAAAAUUUAACAUUAAAUUUAAAUUCUCUGACAAAAACUUUAUUGAAUGUUCGACAAAGAACUUAAAAAUUAUUUUAAAUUUCUUCCUGAAAAUUAUGUUUAUUUCAAACUAGUAAACUAUAACUGUAGUAAGCGCUAAAAAGUAUAAAUUUCUUUGAAGUAAAAAGAAAGAUGAAAAUCCCCGGCUUAAGACUGUCGUUAGUGGUUUUAGCAAUUGCUGUUGUGUCAGUGGCGUCAAAUAUAGAUCCCAUUAAACGAGAUGAAAAGAAAUCAAAAUCUGUUACGACUUUUGUUAGUGCUAAAUGGGAAGCUACACCUAUUGUAUUAGAACUCGCCGAGUAUUUAGCUGGCGAAAGUUCAGAUUUGUUUUGGUCUUUCGUUGACGGUAUUAAUUCUCUAAAAUCUAGUCUUGACUCAUUAGAAAAUGACAAACAAAUUUAUGAUGCCUGUAUUGGAGUUGCUAGUACACUAUUGGCUCCGGCACAACUUAGAAUGGCUAAACUUGCACUUUCUAUGCACACUACUUCACCAACAGUGCGUAUGUUUGAUCAAAUAGCUAUUCAGAACGGAGCUAAAGAAAUUCAGUGCGACACAUUUGUUAACAUAGCAACAAACAAUAUUUGUGACAAUGAUGCGUUGAGAGAUAUACUUCAAACACAUAAUCUUAAAAAUGUUGGUGAUCAGAACAAUGAAAUAUAUCUUCUGGACCAUACUCAUCCAAGUAGUGACAACAAAAGUUUAACUGCCAUUCUUUAUGGGGAGCUUGGAACUAAGGAUUUUGCAAUGAAACAUAAAAUUUUGGCUGAAUAUGCUGACAAAAGUGCCAUUAACUAUGUUGUCAGAUGGAACAUCAAGACUCGUGGAAAACCUAAACUACGUCUAUCAGGCUAUGGAGUUGAACUUCAGUUAAAGAGUACAGAGUAUAAGAGCCAAGACGAUUCUACUCCAAAGGAAACAGAAGACAAAGAAACAGCAGCACAAUCAGAGGAAGAGGAUGAAAAUGAUCCCCAGAAUCAGAUUGAUGGAUUUAAUUUUGGUAGAUUAAAGAAUCUAUUUCCUGCUUUACGAACACCAUUGGAACGGUUUCGACGACACUUAUCAGAAUCUAGUGAAGAGCUGGCCCCUCUGAAAGUAUGGCAGAUGCAGGCAUUGAGUAUGCAGGCUGCCGCUGCAGUUGUGGAUGCGAAUGAUGCUGGUGGAGAUGAAGCUUUAAGAGUUCUCACAUCUAUAGCUCAGAAUUUUCCAAUGCAGACAAAAUCUCUUAUACACGUCAGCGUCCCGCGCGCUUUCCGCGAUGAGGUAUUGUAUAACCAAGACAUAUGGGCAUCAGCAUUGGGACUGCGGCCAGCUGAACCGUUGUUGUUAGUGUCAGGAGCUCAGUAUGACGCUGAAGAUGUUGAUGUGAUGGCUUUGCUUGCAGCAUUGAGAGAAGACAUUGGGCCAAUGAAUACAUUACAUGCUCUAGGUCUCCCUAAAAAGUUAAUACAUACUCUCAUGUCAUUGGAUUUGGGCGAAAGUUACACCUGGGAAGAAUAUGGUCUUGAUAUCCGUGAUACAUCAAUAACUUGGCUCAACGAUCUGGAGUCUGACGAUAGGUACCGCAGAUGGCCUUCUUCGUUUAUGGAAUUGCUUCGGCCCACAUAUCCUGGCAUGUUGAGAAAUCUCAGACGAAACAUAUAUAACUAUGUCAUCAUAAUAGACCCCACAUCGGUACAAUCUGGUCCACCGUUAAAGUUGGGUGAAACGUUGUUGAAGCAUGCGACUCCAGUACGCGUUGGGUUAGUCCUAGCGUCAACAAAAGGAGACGCGUCUUUAGAAGCAGCAGUCAGGUCCGCAUUUAACUACAUAGCGCAGGAAAAGAAUUCCAAUAAAGAGGCAUAUUAUUUCCUUACUCAGUUACUGAAUCCUUCUGGUGAUGACGUAUUAGAUAUUAAUUAUGUGAAGAAACAAUUGAAGCGACACGCGACUUCCGGUGCCAGUAUUGAAGACAUUAUUUCAGAAGAUUCCGAAUAUAACUUUGGACGUCAAAUCUCAGAAGAAUUUGUAUCUAAACUUGGCAGUGACAAGUAUCCGCAGGUUUUGAUAAAUGGAGUACCACUAAUGGACGAAGGCCCAACGCCGGUGACGUCGUCGGUCGAAUUACUCGAGGAGUCGCUGGUGACGUCACUGUCUCGCCACACAGCUCGUUUGCAGCGUGCUGUGUUCCGUGGUGAAUUGUCCGAUAUGGAUGACGCUGUUGAUUACUUGAUGAAACAGUCCCAUAUUAUGCCACGGCUCAACCGUCGAAUCCUCAGUUCAGAAACUUCGCAAUACUUGGAUUUGACCGGUGCCUCUUCACCUGCCGAUUUGUUUACAGAAGAUAAAAUUCACAAACUAUUACAUUUAACAGGACGUGACGCGUUAGCGACUGCUCUACCAAUUUUGAAGUACUUUUAUAAACCCGGUAAAGUUGAAAAGAAGAUAACGCAAACUAUUUGGGUGAUCGGAGAUUUGAACAACCAUGAAUCCCGGGGACUAUUGAGGAACGCUCUUACGUUUAUGAGAGAAUCCAGUGGCGUGAGAGUAGCGUUCAUACCAAACGUGGACAGUACAAACGAUCAGUCUCUGAAUAAAGUAGUGGUCGCGGCUCUUACGACGCUCGAGUCUACGGAAGCCACUAAAUAUGUUGUAAAAUUAUUAGAAGACGAAGGUUGUCAUGAGAGGAAAGACUGUGAUGUUUUGCCUGAGAUAAUACCAGCAUUGAACAAGUAUGAGUGGGUCCUGAAGGCAGCUCGUGUGUUGUGCGCUCGAAGCUUCAAGCUGCGGCCGGGAGCUCGGGCGCUGGCGCACAACUCGCGGCUCAUCGGACCGUUUCUCGACAACGAGCAGUUUACUUUGGACGACUUUGUAUUGAUGGAAAGAUUUAGCAGUCAAAUGUAUGGCGAUAAAAUAGCAGAAGUUUUAGACAAGAAGAAAGCGACCAUUACUAACGAAGUUACCGAUGAUGACGAGGAGGAGUCGGUAGAAGUGACGAGUGACAUGCGUCUGAAGCUGGUGUCGGUGCUGGGAGGACGCGAGUCCCGCGCCCGCACCGCGCUGCCGAGCGGACUACACACUGAACAUUCGCUCAUCGAACUGCCUCCUGUGUACGACAAUGAAGCCGCCGUCGAGGUUGUCGCAGUGCUGGACCCAGCGUCGAGCGCGGCGCAACGCCUCGCGCCGCUGCUGCUCGUGCUGCGUCGAGUCGUCAAUUGUAAUAUUAAAUUGUUCCUCAACCCCCAAGACAAGAACUCUGAUAUGCCACUGAAAAGCUUCUACCGGUACGUGUUAGAGCCGGAGCUGCAGUUCACGGCGGCGGGCGCGCUGUCGGGCGGCGCGCUGGCGCGGUUCUCGCGGCUGCCGCACGCGCCGCUGCUGUCGAUGGAGCUGCGCACGCCGACCAACUGGCUCGUGGAGUGCGUCAAGUCCGUCUACGACCUCGACAAUAUCAGGCUCGCCGACGUCGAGACCGUCGUGCACAGCGAAUUCGAACUAGAAUACCUGCUGUUAGAAGGUCACGCUUGGGACACAACCCUCGGUACGCCACCUCGAGGUCUACAGCUGAUACUUGGGACCAGGGAGAAACCCGAACUCAUGGACACCAUUGUGAUGGCGAACCUGGGCUACUUCCAGCUGAAAGCCAACCCAGGGGCGUGGACGUUGCGCCUGCGACCCGGGCGCUCUGAAGAAAUUUAUGAGAUUGUUGGGCACGAAAACACGGACACGCCGGCGGGCAGCCAAGACAUACAGGUGCUGAUGAGCUCGUUCCGCAGCCACGUCAUCAAGUUGAGGGUGAGCAAGAAGCCAGACAAGCAACACCUUGAUUUGCUCGUCGAAAAUGACGACAAGAACUCAGGAGGACUCUGGAAUUCCAUUGCGAGCUCGUUCGGUGGUGGAGACGAAUCUGAAGCUCAAGACGACACGAUCAACGUGUUCUCAGUGGCUUCAGGACAUUUGUAUGAAAGAUUCCUUCGGAUUAUGAUGUUGUCUGUUCUUAAAAACACAAAAUCACCCGUCAAGUUCUGGUUUCUCAAGAAUUACCUUAGUCCUUCGCUUAAGGAUAUUCUACCAUACAUGGCCCAAGAGUAUGGGUUCGAGUACGAGCUGGUCCAGUACCAGUGGCCGCGCUGGCUGCAGCGACAACGCGACCGGCAACGCACCAUCUGGGGAUACAAGAUCCUGUUCCUGGACGUGUUGUUCCCGCUGCACGUCAAGAAGAUUAUCUUCGUCGAUGCCGACCAGAUUGUUCGUGCUGAUCUCAAAGAAUUGGUGGAAUUAGAUUUAGGAGGCGCACCAUACGGUUAUACACCGUUCUGUGAUAGUAGGACAGAAAUGGACGGUUUCAGGUUCUGGAAGCAAGGCUACUGGCGCAAUCACCUUCAAGGUCGUAGUUACCACAUCAGCGCGCUGUACGUCGUGGACUUGAAACGGUUCCGUCGUAUCGCCGCCGGGGACCGCCUCCGAGGACAGUACCAGGCGCUCAGCCAGGACCCUAACAGCUUGUCUAAUUUAGAUCAAGAUUUACCGAACAACAUGAUCCAUCAAGUGGCCAUCAAAUCGUUACCGCAAGAGUGGCUGUGGUGUGAGACCUGGUGUGACGACGACUCGAAGAAAUACGCCAAAACAAUCGACUUGUGCAACAACCCUAUGACUAAAGAAGCCAAGCUCUCCGCUGCGAUGCGCAUAGUACCCGAAUGGAAGGAAUACGACGGUGAAGUGAAGGCUUUACAGGCGCGUGUUAGACGAGGUCUCUACCAAUCUUCGGACCAUGAACAGGAGGUUGAAGUAAAUAUCGAUGUUACGACGUCUAGUCAGUCUACAAAUACUGAGCACGAUGCACACACGGAGUUAUGAUGAACUAAAGCAGUGAUAUUACAAUAAGUAGCACGAAUAUUCCAUUUUCCCAUAUGUUUGUGUGUUGGUUGUGGUAGACACGUGACGUCAGUAGAUGUGUAUGUGUGCAAUUACAUUUUGUUACAUAAUGUUUGUAUAAGUUGUAAAUCUUUAAAAAUAAUUGUAUGAUUUAUACAUACAUAAUGUUGUUCAAUCGGUACUUAUGGUAACUAAAAUUUUAAUUCGGUGCCAUGUUCUGUCUUUCAAAGGCUAUGUUUAAUGCAUUACCAAACUGUAUAGGGUAAAACAAACUGUUAUUGGCAUGAAACUAGCUGAGUAAUUUGCUCUCUGCCAUUUGUAAUUCAGAAAAUAAGAUUUUUUUCCAUUUAAUUAUAAAUAUGUUUGGAACGAAGAAAAGUGAUGGCGUUAAGUUUUGUAUAAUAUCUGAACGUCUAUUAUUUUACAUCAAUUAUAAAUUUGGCAUGAACAAGAUGAUAUACUAUUUAAGGCAAAUAAAAUAGCAUAAAAAUUUUAAGUGAUUUUUUGAUCCAAUUGUCACUUAUAUAAUGUCAAUAUUUGUGACAGAAUGUUCGAUUGACAAACUACAUACAGGUAAAUUGAUUCGUCAUAAUAAAAAUCUUGCUUUCUUCUUUUGUUAGAUAAUAUUCGGAUAAGAAAAAGUGAUGAUGUUCUAGUUUUAAGUAUUCGAAUUAUACAAUUUGUAGAUGGGUCAAAAGCCUUUGGCUGUUACAUUGUUUGUUAUUAAAAUCAUUCUCAGUAAUGGUACAUAUGUUCCUCCACGCGGUUUGUGAAACAUCUUCUACAAAAAACAACAGUUUGUUAAUGUACACUUUUUCUAUUUCCUUAGAAACAUUGUUUUAUAUGAUAAUUCUUUGACGUCGCUUGUAAAUGAAGCCAAUGACUCGUAAAACCGAAAUCACAACUCGAUACCCGAAUUUCUAACAAUUUCAACUCGAAACUAGAUAUUAAAUUAAAACAAAAUAUUAGUUUAAGAUAUUAUAAGCUACGUAGCUUGAAAUGUUCAUUGGUGUUCCCAUGGUGUUCCUGAUACUUUUGUUCUCUUGUCAAGGAAAAUAUGUACUUUAUUUACCAGUGUGUAAGAUUUUAUUAUUUUGUAGUUCAUGUAAUUUCGUAAUGAACUUGGUAAACAAAUGCAGCAUUCAAAACAAAAACAAAACAUUCAUUAUAUAAGACGCAAACUAAUUUUAUCUUGAUCAGUUUAAAUGUUUUGAUAAAUUUGAGUUUUGUAACUAGUGUAAGGCUAUGACGUCGACGACUAAUGGAUGCACCCAAAGUAAUGAUUACACGGUGGGUGCGUGGCUAUUUACGUGUUGUAAGUAAAAGUUGAUAAUAUUAAAUAAGGAAAUUUAAUGCAUUUUAUAAACUUAUCGCUUAACUCAGACGGUAUCGGACGACAAACAAAGAAUCGAGUACUAAAUUGCUUUGCUUGAAUGACUUGUAUGUCUAUUCGAUUUCACUUCUCUCAUAUUUUUGUCUAUAUUAAUGUCUCCUAUAAAUGAUUAGGGGCAGAUUUUCGAUCUUUACCACCUGAUCAUUUUUAGUACUGUAGCCGAUUUUGUAUUUAAUAAUCGGAUAAAAGUAUUAACAUUACACAGGCCAACAACACUAUGACCCUAUUCUUUUAUGAUUAUUCAAUAUUUGGUUUCGACAACUAUUUAUCGUCAGAAUGAGAUCUUGUGUUAUUGAUGUCAUGUGAGUCGUCCUCUCUCCUUUAUAAAUCUCGGAAACCGUCUCGGCCAAGUGAUUGGCCUACACAAUAGUCGUAGCCGCUAGUUUCCUCUUUAAAAGAUAAUAGCAAUCAAACAUUAGAUUAAGAUUAUAACAUGUUCACUUUUUUAUGAUAAUUUUACAUGAAAGCAUUCACAGCUCAAUAUUUUUAAGAUUUUCUUAUAUGUUUGGAGCAGAAUUUAUGUUUCGAAACAACACAUAAAUAUGAUUUGUUUUUCAAUUUUGUAAUUACUCCGAUCAAUAAACUAUAGUAAAUUUAAA